AUGCGCCCCCCGGCCCGGGCCGCGCUGGGGCUGCUGCCGGGGCUGCUGCUGGGGCUGCUGCUGGGGCUGCCCCGCGAGGCCUCCCCGAAGCCGACGCCCUGCAGGCGCUGCCGGGAGCUGGUGGACAAGUUCAACCAGGGAAUGGUGGACACGGCCAAGAAGAACUUCGGCGGCGGGAACACGGCCUGGGAGGAGAAGUCGCUGUCCAAGUACGAGUCCAGCGAGGUCCGCCUGCUGGAGAUCGUGGAGGGCCUGUGCGGGAGCAGCGACUUCGAGUGCAACCGCCUGGUGGAGGAGCACGAGGAGCAGCUGGAGGCCUGGUGGCUGCGGCUGAAGAAGGAGCACCCUGACUUGUUUGAGUGGUUUUGUGUGAAAACGCUGAAAGUUUGCUGUUCUCCGGGCACCUAUGGCCCCGACUGCCUCGCGUGCCAGGGCGGGUCCGAGCGGCCCUGCAGUGGGAACGGGCGCUGCAGCGGAGACGGCAGCCGGGAGGGCGACGGGUCCUGCCAGUGCCACCUGGGCUACCGCGGGGCCCUGUGCACCGACUGCAUGGACGGCUACUUCAGCGCCCUGCGGAACGAGACGCACAGCGUCUGCACAGCCUGCCACGAGUCCUGCAAGCUGUGCACCGGCCCCACCAGCAGAGACUGCACCCAGUGCCAGGCCGGCUGGGCCCAGGAGGACGGCGCCUGCGUGGACGUGGACGAGUGUGCGGCGGAGACGCCCCCCUGCAGCGAGCAGCAGUUCUGCCAGAACGUGGGCGGCUCCUUCCAGUGCGAAGAAUGUGACCCCACCUGUGUGGGCUGCACGGGAAAGGGCCCGGGACAGUGCAAGGAGUGCAUCGCCGGCUACACGAAGGAGAGCGGCCAGUGUGCAGACGUGGACGAGUGCUCGCUGCCAGAGAAGCCCUGCCUGAGGAAACACGAGAACUGCUACAACACGCCUGGCAGCUACGUGUGCGUGUGCCCCGAAGGCUACGAGGAGACGGAGGACGCCUGUGUGCAGGCAGCGCAGCCAGCUGGGGAGGAAGCCACAGCGGAGACCCCCACAGCGCCGCCCUCCCGCGAGGACCUGUGA
Molecule: messenger RNA, 1077 nt
Organism: Pipistrellus nathusii (Nathusius's pipistrelle)
Lineage: Eukaryota; Metazoa; Chordata; Mammalia; Chiroptera; Vespertilionidae
Source: the annotation of a GenBank genome assembly